Messenger RNA from Cooperia oncophora, 621 nucleotides. NCBI's taxonomy places the organism in Eukaryota, Metazoa, Nematoda, Chromadorea, Rhabditida, Trichostrongylidae. The record is from the annotation of a GenBank genome assembly.
AUGAGUUAUCCAUUGAUUUACCUUCAGGUGGAAGUUGAGCCCUAUGUCGAACUCAAAUUCGACCUGCAUGUGCAAAAAAUUGGUCACGAUAUCAAGACUUUCUUGCGACGUGGCAUAUCAAAGAGCUGGAAGAGCAACGUUGGCUCGGCAGUGUUGGAGCAGCUUCCCACCAAUGAACGGCAUAAGCAGUACAUACACGCGAUUUGUGAGCAUGUCGGGCGAAUGUCGAUCUGUUCGAUAGAUAUACUGGUUUCCAAGGAAGGAAGAGAAUACGUGCACGAUGUGAAUGACGUCAUCGCCUUUUACGGUGAAACACAAGAAGACGAUCGACGAAACGCGGCUGCUCUGAUGCGUGCCAUUAUGGCUCCGCCGCCUCGAUUACCGUCCCGUCCAUCGAUGGAACGGCCAAAAGAUGUGGCCAGAGCAUCCAACCACGUUAACCACGUCACGAACGCAACCAGCCCCCCUAACGCCACUCGCCCUCAUCCCAUUGAGAAGAAACCAGUGGAAAUACCCGAGAAACGAGAGCCUAAGGAACAACCUCCUGUGACGUCACAGUCCUCGUUCGCUGACGACACUAUGGGACAGCUUAAAGCGAACCUUCGCUGGCAUAUUCGGUGA